AGAAAGCAAACGGUUCGUGAUGCCUGUGAAGACGGUGUCAUUUCUGCAGGCUGUCCUGGUAUUGUCUGCUCUGGGCAAUUGUCAGGGUGAGGUGUACUACCCGAAUAUAAUUAAUGAGGGAUUCAAUAUCCUCAGCCGGGGGAACAGGUACAACCUGGAGACGGCAAUCAGACUCUUGUACAAGCCAAUCUGGGCCUACGGUACGGAUGGAGUUGAGGCGUUCAGUCUGUCUCGGUUGCUGAUGAUUUAUGGUGAACCCGAGGACCUUCUCAGGACCUGUCAAAAUUACGGGGGACUCUCCAUCGAUGGAUUGAUCCUCUUGGAGAAGGGCAGAGAACACUGUGGACUCAUUCGUGAGUUCCAGGAGCAAAUUGACGAGAUGAAUUCUCGGAUUGAUGACAUUGAUUCAGAUUACAAACGACUUGUCGAGGAUUAUCAGUCUGGAAACCAUCGAGCGUCUUCGGUCGACGAUUUCUAUCAGUUCGUUGUCAGUGGAUGUGAAAAUACCAUCAACUCCACCACCACCUCCACCUGCUUCUUUCAUCGGGUCGCAGGGAAUGAAUUCAAAUUGAUUCGGGGGACGACUCCGUUCCCCUCAACGAGGUCCAUUCAUCAGGAAGUCUAUCUGUCUUACCUGAAGGUUAGUCUUGCUCUUCUCAAAGGCUUCGCCGCGGAAGUCGCCAGGAUUCGGCAUUCAGCAUAUAAUCCGAAUACCAAAAUUGAGAAGCUGCAGACUCUCUUCGUCCUGCGUGCUGCCAAUCUCGCUAGGAUUACUCAUUCUGCUCUCAAGGUCGCACCGGGAGACAUCAUCCCCGGGGAUCCCGCGGAGUGGGUCGAAGGGGGUAAUUACAUCCGUCUCAAAUGGUUCGUGGAUCAAAUAAUCGUGAACGAAGCGGAUUUGAAUGAAGACAAUUCCUGUUGGAAAAGCUGUGACUAUUACGAAACAACGGAAUUCCGUAAAAAUUCUCCAGCGAGUGGAAAUGACUUGUGCCGUGGAAAAGUUCACAAAUGCCAUCGUCAGUCUGCAGGAGCAGUUUGUCCUGCGGCGUUCCAUUAUGGGAGACGUUACGGAGGGAUCAAAGGCGUCACCAAGAACUGGCAGAAUCUUCAGUUGUCGAAUCCACUGGCCUGUCAAAGCAUCGACGAUAUUUACUACGUCAAACCGUCUUUGCUCGUCAGGUGUGACGUCUGCACGUGCUUUUGUGAUAAUUUCGAAAAUCCAGAAACAAUUCGAAAGUUCAGUCUCCGGAAUGCGACUUCAAAUAUUGAUUACAACAUGAUCAUAACUGGAGUUAGAUUCAUCGAGUCAGGGGGUGUGAUUCACCUGCAGAUUCAGGAGGCACGACUGCUCAGGUUUGGAGUCAUUGAUGCUGACUCUCGGCAGUGGAUCCCUGUGCAGAAUAUAGAUCUGAAGGCAGACACUCAUGAUUAUUACACUCUGCGGUAUCCGUAUGAGAGGAAUAUCAGUUUGAACACUGUGAGCACUCGUGAUGAAAGUGUUCGCAGGUUUAUUUCCGAGCAGAGCCCGGAAUUAGGAGCGCAUCCCCGUGUCCUGACAGGUCUCAGGUUGGCGAAAAAUCAUGUGAAGCAACUGGUCCUUGGGGUCAGGCUCACUGCGGUGGACAUAACAAAUGGAAAAUUAAUUAUCAAAGAAAAUUGGAACGGCUGGGUUUAUCCUAAAUAUGACAGACCAGAUCACGAGAUUAAGCUAGAAGAGCCCGACAUUUCCACUCUUGCUGAGGGAGCGAAUAUUGAGAUCAGGGGUGAGGGAAGGUACGUCGCAUUCCAGCCGACUGAUAAUUUGAAAGACUUUGGUCAGACCACGGUGCCAUUCCUGGACAGUCAGGAUGUCAUUGCCGAGCCCCCGAUUCCUUUAUCGGGCGCAGGAUUGUACUACAAGGGACAGAAAGGCUACGGCGGCUUCAUCGGCCUCAAAUUGAUGUCCUUCGAUUUCUCAGAAUUUGUUGCAACCGAAUUAUCCGUGUAA
Messenger RNA from Fopius arisanus, 1987 nucleotides. RefSeq lists its product as uncharacterized. Bases 20 to 1987 code for a protein of 655 amino acids. The record is from RefSeq and is a predicted model, not a curated record. Lineage: Eukaryota; Metazoa; Arthropoda; Insecta; Hymenoptera; Braconidae. The transcript has 7 exons.